AUGAAGUGUCUAAUAUACCGCUGCGGAGUUUCAACUCUUCUGCUCGUUUUGUGCAGUUUUUCAGGUACUCACGGUGCAGUGGAUCCUCCCACGUGCGCUUCGUCGUACGGAUGCAUUUCUUCCAUCCGUCAGGAGGAUUGUGGCAAGGGUGAAAUUCUAAUCUCAGGAGGUUCACUUAACGGUUGCUGUCCCGGAUGCCGUGGAGGUCGAACGUAUCUGGCCGUGUGCAAUAUGAACAUUCCCGAUCGCCACUGCGCACCCGGAUUGAAAUGUGUCACUCGCAAGUGCAUCUACGAUCGCUCUACCUGUCUUCACACGAUGCACUUGGACACGGACCUAGUCGGUUGGAUCCCUAAAUGCAACCUCGACGGGACGUACGCCGCCAAACAGUGUCGAGGUGAUCGACUCUCUGGCCGGUGCUUUUGCUACAGCGAAGAUGGCAAGCGGAUUUUCGGUUGGGAUUGGUACCGGAACACCGAGCGAAUGACUUGCGAUUGCAGCAGACGCCGGGCGAAAUUGGAACGGGAAGGUCGUUACGAUGUGACCCUACACUGCACCCAGAACGGUAAUUACGAGGAAUUGCAGUGUGAUUCGGGACUGUGCUGGUGCGCAGACGAACUCACCGGUAACGUCCAGCUGGGGACAACCGUAGUCCACGAUAGCCUCUGGGAGUUGUUACCCUGCUAUAACAGUACCCUGCACGGUGAGACGUACUUGCGGCAGUGCGAGAGUGCCGCUCAGGCGCAGAAAAUGAUCCUCAAGAAGUUCAACACGCGCGGGACCGUUGGCGUCACCUUCAGCGAGAUCCCGUGCGACUACGACGGUGCUUAUGGGCUGUACAAGGUUGAGAAUGGAGUUGUCUACUGCACUUGGCGUGACGGAAAGAAGAUCGGCUCAUUUCAGAUACGCUCCAGUAUGCUCUCUUCGGUGAACUGCUAUUGUGCCCGCGAUACGAUCAUCUACCGGGAGGCAGGAAUGCCGUUCACCCUAGCCUGCGGUGGAAACGGGAACUACGAGUACUCCCAGGAUCAGAACGGGCAGCUGUUCUGUGUUGACGGCGAUGGGUUUGUGGUGACGACUGAGGUCGCGCCAAAUGAGUCAUGCGACAAGUUUAUCUACAACUCAGCCUUCUACAACGAGGACUGA
This is a messenger RNA of Anopheles nili, 1146 nucleotides long. RefSeq lists its product as uncharacterized. The transcript is spliced from 6 exons. Gene Ontology annotation, cellular component: basement membrane. Lineage: Eukaryota; Metazoa; Arthropoda; Insecta; Diptera; Culicidae. The record is from RefSeq and is a predicted model, not a curated record. Gene Ontology annotation, biological process: cell-matrix adhesion. Bases 1 to 1146 code for a protein of 381 amino acids.